GCUGUCUGCGAGCAUUGAGCUGACUGGCGCCAUCCUGAAAGAAUGCCUUCACUGUAAAAAAAAAUAAAAAUAACACAGAGAGCAGUGCAUUCAGCGACAGAGGGAGAGAGAACUAGAGCUCUAUAGCGACAGAGAGAGAAAGAGAGAGAGAAAGGGAGAGAGAGAGAGGAAUGGAACCAGAGUAAGAGGGAAGAGGAGUACUACUACUGCAAAUAAACCCAGAUUUGAUCAAACGUGUGUUCAGUAAGAAGGCAGAAAACGUAUCCAGAUCAAACUGACUCGGUCUGUACCAUCAAACACACUUGUUGAGUUAACGCAACUUAGAACAAAAUUGCGGAACUUGACACGCAUUUGGAUGAGUAUGCGGACUUCUGAGCGGCGUUAGUAUAAAUGCAUGUGACUUUCAGACUUUUCAGUUAAUGCGCAUUUACUGAAGGGACGGAUCCGGUUUGGACAAUUUGCAAAUGACAAAAAGAACACAAACAUACGGACGGACUGUGUAAAAAUUGUCUUAUUCAAUUUCAGGUGAUCGGAAGUAAAACAAAAAUAAUAAAUCGAACCUGUGGAUUAAACAAAGGAGGAGUUUGGACAUUUUUGAACUUUCGUGCUCUUUGUAUCGGUGAGUGCAUGAACGUUUGCUAAAAGAAAUUAAAACGAUGGAAGUAAGUCCGGAGCAGCCCCGCUGGAUGACCCAUCAUCACCCGGUCAUUAACGGCCAGCAUCCCGAGACUCACCACCCGGGACUCGGACACUCCUACAUGGACCCAUCGCAGUAUCCCCUCGCCGAAGAUGUGGAUGUAUUGUUUAAUAUCGACGGACAGAGCAACCACCCGUACUACGGGAACUCGGUUCGGGCCGUGCAGAGAUACCCACCGCCACCUCACAGUAGUCAGAUGUGUCGCCCAUCAUUGAUACAUGGCUCACUUCCUUGGCUUGAUGGAAGUAAAGGCAUUGGCCCUCACCACAGUACCUCACCCUGGAACCUUGGCCCCUUCCCCAAGACCUCCCUGCACCACAGUUCCCCCGGUCCUCUGUCCGUCUACCCCCCAGCUUCGUCCUCCACUCUGUCCGGUGGCCACUCCAGCCCACACCUCUUCAGCUUUCCCCCCACUCCACCCAAAGAUGUGUCCCCUGACCCAACCAUUUCCACGUCAGGCUCUGGCUCGUCUAUACGGCACGAGGACAAAGAGUGCAUUAAGUACCAGGUGUCUCUGGCCGAGAGCAUGAAGCUGGAUUCGGCUCAUAGUCGGAGCAUGGCCUCGAUCGGAGCUGGCGCGUCCUCCGCGCACCACCCCAUCGCCACUUACCCUUCCUAUGUGUCCGAUUAUGGCCCGGGGCUCUUCCCACCAAGUAGCCUGAUAGAGGGUAGAGAAUGUGUUAACUGCGGGGCCACAUCAACUCCUCUGUGGCGAAGGGAUGGCACCGGUCACUAUUUGUGUAACGCCUGCGGACUGUACCACAAGAUGAACGGACAGAACCGACCCCUCAUCAAACCCAAGCGCAGGCUGUCUGCUGCCAGAAGAGCAGGGACCUCAUGUGCAAACUGUCAAACGACCACGACGACACUGUGGCGGAGAAAUGCGAACGGAGAUCCUGUCUGCAACGCCUGUGGCCUCUAUUACAAAUUACACAAUAUCAACAGACCACUCACCAUGAAGAAGGAGGGCAUCCAGACCCGUAACAGGAAGAUGUCCAGCAAGUCCAAGAAGAGCAAAAAGUCCCACGACAGCAUGGAUGAUUUCUCCAAAAGCUUGAUGGAAAAGAACAGUUCCUUCAGCCCAGCUGCCCUCUCGCGUCACAUGACCUCAUUCCCUCCCUUCUCACACUCCGGCCACAUGUUGACCACACCCACCCCAAUGCACCCCUCCUCCAGCCUGCCCUUUGCCCCACACCACCCAUCCAGUAUGGUCACAGCGAUGGGCUAGAGCACCCUGCUACCUCCUACCACCCAAUCUCCAGACGGUGGACAUCUUAAAGCACCGUUACCUUAAAGCCUCUCACCUGCCACAUUCUUCCGACCUUGAACCAGCUGGUGCUCUGUCUGAGCCCCCAAAUUCCUUCCCCUUGGUAUGCUCCACUUAAAACCCCCUAUCCCAAAUCAUGACGGAGAGACAGUGAGAACGAAAGAGAAAAGACUGUGACUUUCUUCAUCGCCCUCCAAUCGAGAACCCUUUCGCCAACCUUCAUUUGUGUACAAAUGCCAUCUUUCCAGUGGGCAUCGCCAGCUCGAGCAUCAAGGCAGACAUAUUACGAGACUUUAAAACUAUCCCCGUUCUUCUUCUAAACAUCUCCUCUUCUUCAUCUCUGUGAGACAGGACGUCCUUGAGCUGUGAACGAUGACCGGAGAUGAACUCUGCAUAUCUUUGUAAAAAUUGUCUGAAAUACAUUUAACGAAGACUUUUUAAAGAACAAAUAGAGAGGAAAUGCCCACGGGCAGCUAACUGAUAAGAAGGGUACGACUCAAACCUGGAAAUAUGCGGCGAUGCGGCCACAAUUUCUUCCAAGUGAUGAGAAAAGUAGGGAAAUAAGCGAGGAAAAGUAGAGGAAAUGGUGUGUAAUGCAUUAAAACUUGUAGUCAAGUCUGUUUCGCAGAUUACCAGCUACUCUUCUGGAUGUGUUAUAGGUCUUGGGCAAUUGGUUUGUGUUAACACACUUACAUAAAACACACACACACACACACACACACACACACACACACACACACACACACACACACACACACACACACACA
Xyrauchen texanus (razorback sucker) is the source of this 2731-nucleotide messenger RNA. RefSeq names its product transcription factor GATA-3. The coding region runs from base 657 to 1925 and encodes 422 amino acids. Gene Ontology annotation, biological process: negative regulation of transcription by RNA polymerase II; cell fate commitment; regulation of epithelial cell differentiation. Lineage: Eukaryota; Metazoa; Chordata; Actinopteri; Cypriniformes; Catostomidae. Gene Ontology annotation, cellular component: nucleus. The record is from RefSeq and is a predicted model, not a curated record. Gene Ontology annotation, molecular function: DNA-binding transcription factor activity, RNA polymerase II-specific; zinc ion binding; RNA polymerase II cis-regulatory region sequence-specific DNA binding. The transcript has 5 exons.